CAACAAAUCUCUCAUAAUGCUCCAAGCUUUUCUCUCGAGCAAAACUCACGCCCCUCUUUAUCUCAGAACUCCGCACUUUCCUUUCAAGUCCUCAGUCAUUUCUUUUUAUUAAAAUCAAAAUGAACCCGAAUAUUCUCUUCAUCCUCCCCAAUCCAAUUUUGCCCUCUUCCAAGUUUCCCCCAGCCUACGCAUCUCUUGUUUUCUUCCCUAAUCCAAGAGAGUAGCCACGGCAGCAGUAGAAAAGCAACGCCUCACCCUCUCAUCUGGAAAGUUAUAGAGGAUAUUUAGCUUCCUCAAUUUUAAAUAUCAGAGGGUGGAGUGGUCAUCGAUGGGUGUUUUAUUUGUAGUUUGAAGCAAUAUCACUUUCUUCAAAGUUCUCCAAAGUAUUGAACAGUAGGAUCGAUAAUUUUGUUUCGUUUUAAUGGGGAAAGUAAAGAAUGUUAAAUUUCAUGAGGAAGUAGCUGAUGUGUUGCAGGAUUUAAGGUUUGAUAGGGCUUUGAAGAAAAAAUGCAGUAUUAACAAAUAUUUGAAUGAAACUGACAUGGAAGAAGAUAUGAUAGAUUCGGAUUAUGAAAGGUUUUUCAGUAGUUUAGAACCUGACUAUGAUAUCUUUAUGGAGAAUUUAGAAGAGGAUGGGAUACAGGAAUUAUUCUCAAUUGAACUUCCAUCUACUUCUGGUGCCUGGGAAAUAAUCAGUAACGAAGAACAGGAAGAAGGGCCAUUUCAGAAUGGGGAAAGAAAGAGAAAUCUAAAGAAUGAUUGGAGAAAAGGAAAGGCUGGGGUUCGUCAGAAUUUGGGUGGUUUUUUGAGGAGAGCAAAGACUAAGACGCCUAGAUCUGCGAAUAAAUCUUUGGAGAUUGGAACUGAGAGAAGUAAGAAUAGAGUAAGAAAGAGUCCAGUUGAUGAGAGCAAAGUAAAUGGGGAAGCUGUUCGUUGUAAAUCAAGUAGAGCACCUUCUAAGAAGAUGAAUUGUGAUAUGAUAGAUGAAAGUUUUCAAGUGUUUCUGGAUUCUGGAUUCAAUGAAAGUGAUGACACAAAUAUACAUGGGAAUGAUGAUGAAAGUUCUGAUUUGGAGAUACUUGCGGUGGAUAACAUUCCUUUUCAUGAAGGAAAUUAUACACCGUUUGUACCAUCAAAAUGCUAUCAAUCAUUGGAUGGUGAAGAGAGUUGGGAUGGCAUCAGAACUUCUAGUCAGUCUCAAUUUAGGGAGAAGCUUAUGGAUCUUCUUAAAAAUCCUUGUGACCCAAAUGAGUUUGAAAAUCUUUGGCGAGAAGUAACUUGCAGAAAACCUGUUCAGGGUGCUAAAGUGUUACGUUAUGGACGAAUGAAAUCAUAUUCAACCAAAACUAACGGAAAAUCAUACCUUGAUUGGUACAAAGAACUAGGAAUGAAAAUUGAUGAAUUCAGGCAUGAUCGACGUAAAAUUUUAUUUCUCUUACGUGGAUUUUUCUUUUGGUUGAAGGUGAGUGUUUUAUAUCAUUGGUGUAUCCUAGCAGAGAUUAUGACACCUAUGUCUCAAAUGGCUGCUUGGUGCGAAUGGAAUAAACUAGUGUUUUCUCUUUUUGAGCAAAUCUUCUAAAUGUAUAGCUGUGAAUAUUUUGUCAGAAUACUGCUCAUGAAGGUGCAUUUCAGCCUUGGUUGGACGCAUUAUAUUUGAAUGCUUUGGGAUGACCAGAGAUUUUUUCUGAGUUGAGAUCAAUAUAUCUAAAUAUUAUAAAGCAAAUGUUGACAGAUGCAGCUGUAGCAUUGGGCACACAUGUAUAAGACCUCACUUGCAAAGAUUUUGACAGGUAAUGAAUGUAUGUAUCAAGUUUCUCUGCUGAAGAUUUUAAGUUUUGGUGGCCAAAGAUUUUAAUCUUGAUGCAACAUUGUGAAUUGUGAUGCUUUUUAAACUGAUACUAAAUAUGUGGCCAUCUUUCUAUGCUCUUUUGCUAGCCAUUUUGUGAGAAUCAUAUCAAUGUACAUCUUGAAACUGGCCAUCAUUGUUAUUCAAUAGAAUGCGGGGCUUCCCCAUGCUGAAGUUCAGUACCUUGGCAUUCAUGUUGUAUUUAAUUUCUCCAUCAUAUGGUAGCUUCCUGAUCUUGACUGACUUGAAUGCAAUGCCAAUACUUAAUAGUUUCUAUUUAGCAUUUACAGAACUCAAUCAGAACAUUAAAAAGAAAAGUGGGUUACCUCAUAGUGAUCCACAAGCUCUUGGAAGUAUGAAUAAAACUUUGGUGCAAGUUUCAGGAGUCCAGAUGAACUCAUCAGCGGGGUCAAGUAUAAGGGUGAGUUUAUCCGUUUGUGUUUGAUCGAGGUCAGAGGUCUCCGAUCAAUGUAGGCAGCAUAGAUUCUGACAUGCUGUGUGACGCCACUGAGCCACUGCCCUCCAUAUUCUGUGUCAUGUUUUUGCUCUUCACAUUGGGUUGUGGUUUCACUGGCCUUGGUUGUGUAGGUUGUGGCUUCACCUUUUCUUACUCUUCUUGCACUUUUGCAUCUUGUGUUUCUUGUGCAUCACCUACUUUAGCUUGCCGCUGAGCUGAAACUGAAACUACCCUUCUCUUCCUCAAAUCUGUCUUUCCUCAACGUGGAGAAUUUAGUGCAAGCCAUGUAAGAGGAAGUUGCGGCCAUGUU
Durio zibethinus is the source of this 2613-nucleotide messenger RNA. The record is from RefSeq and is a predicted model, not a curated record. NCBI's taxonomy places the organism in Eukaryota, Viridiplantae, Streptophyta, Magnoliopsida, Malvales, Malvaceae.